UCCUUUCCUCGUGGACCAGAUGCUGAAACACUAUGUGAUAAAGAUUUUAGGUUUCAAUUGUAAAGAGAGAGAAGUGGGUAAAUCAGUGCGGCCUUCUUUACCAACAAUGACAAAAGAGACCACAGAACAACAGAGGCUCUGCCCUGAUGAACCCGAGGACACGGAGAGCUACUCAGAAUCUGUGAAAUUUGAUGCUCGCUCAAUGACAGCAUUGCUUCCUCCCAAUCCUAAAAAUGGGUCUUCCUAUCAGGAGAAGCUGAAGUCCUUCAAAACUGCCCUAGUUGCCCUCUACCUUCUUGUGUUUGCUGUUCUCAUACCGCUCAUUGGGAUAGUAGCAGCUCAGUUUAUCAAUUGGGAAAUGAAGAACUGCUUAGUUGGUUCAACUAACACAAGUGAUACAUCUCAAAAUCUGGUUGGAAAAGAAAACACCAGUAAAGCUGAAAUGAGAUUUACAGCUGUCGUGGAACACAUGAAGGACAUGGAAGAGAGAAUCCAAAGCAUUUCAGACUCAAAAGCCAACCUCAUAGAUGCAGAACGCUUCCAGAAUUUCAGUAUGACAACUGACCAAAGACUUAAUGAUGUUCUGCUGCAGUUAAAUUCCUUGAUUGCAUCAGUCCAGGGUCAUGGGAACUCCUUAGAUGAGAUCUCCAAGUCCUUGACGAGUCUCAAUACUACACUGCUUGAUGUCCAGUUCCAUACAGAAACACUGAACAGCAAAGUCAGUGAGUCUACAGUGAAGCAACAGGAGAAUAUCAGAAAGUUAGAGGAGCAUGUGCGCAAACUCUCAGCAGAAAUCCAGUCUGUGAAAGGAGAACAAGAGCAUGUGAAACAGGAAAUAAAAGAGGAAAUGAAAGUAUUGAAUAACAUCACUAAUGACCUCAGACUGAAGGACUGGGAACACUCCCAGGCACUGAAAAAUAUCACCUUCAUUCAAGGGCCUCCUGGACGCCCAGGUGAAAAGGGAGACAGAGGGCUUACUGGACAAAGUGGUCAACCUGGUGUUCCAGGUUCAAUAGGUCCUCCAGGCCUUAAAGGUGAUCGGGGGCCAGCUGGCUUCCCUGGAAAUCGAGGAUACCCAGGGGCACCUGGAAAGGCUGGGAGAACAGGAUAUCCUGGGCCUAAAGGUCAAAAAGGAGAAAAGGGGAGUGCAGGCAUAUCGAGAUCAGUAUAACCCCCUGAUCAUAUUGGGACAGGACCCUUUUAAGAUCAGGUGGGUUGGGCAGAGCACUCCACUAAGGCCUUUCACCUCUGGACAAGCCAUCAGCACAACUGACUUCUGGGAUCUUUUUCAACUCCUCCAAAUGACCUUGGUUCCUGUGUCAUCUCAUGCCUGGCUUCUACAUGACUUCUUCUCCUGACUCUGGGUGCCUUUUGGGCCCCAAUGCCAUAUGUUCACCAUCAUGAACUCUGCUACAAUGACCCCUAUUCCCGGGUACCCUUCACCUAGAUGCAUGUACUUGCUGACUAAUGAGAUGUUCCUGCCUCCUUCAGACCUUCUCUCACCCAAUCUCAUGGAAUCCAAUUUAACCCAUUGGGUUCUAGGAGAAAAUUGAUGGACAUUGAUUAAAUAUGGAUUCUCAAAUAGAAAUAGGGAUGGAAUAGGAGGAAGUCUAUCCAUCCACUCUUUCACUCAUUCAUUGUGUCUGUUUUGGAGCCAGACAUAACAAUAAACAUUUUAUCCAACAUUAUAACUAUGAAUAUCCUAGUUAUAAACAAAGCAGAGAAAACUAUCCUGGGGAAAGAAUAGGAGGAGACAAAAUAAUCUUUGUCCCUUUGUAUAUUAAACAUAACUUUAUUUGUAUCGCUUGCUUCACUUUCCUACCUUAUUAUUCUCCAAAUCAUAUAUAUGUGAGGGAGAGAUGGAGUGAGAAAGAGAGAGAGAGAGAGAGAGAGAGAGAAAGAGAGAGAGAGAGAGCGACAGAGAGACAGAGAGACAGAGAGAAGAACUUGGAUAAUGUCUUCAGUACAUUUGAGUGGGAACCAAACUUAACUUCAUUAAUUACCUAUUCAUUUCAAACAUUUUGAUAAUGAAAAAUCAAUUUUGGUUUUGAUUCUAGAAAGCUAUUUACCUUUACUUGCAUUUUAUGUUUUAAAUAUAUGUAUAUAAGCAUAUACAUAUAUAUUUGAAAAUAUUGAAAUAGAAAUGGAGACAUUUUGUAUAAGUUAUAAUAGGAAAAAUGCAAAACAUGAGAAGGAAAGAAAAGAAAAUGCAGGAAUAAUAAAGAUAUAAGAUCCCAUGUUGUUUUCAAGUUGUUGCCUCUCUGUGAGCUAACAGAGAAUAAGUCUCAGGUUUUUCCUCUCCUUUAUGUUUUAACACUAAGUCCUAAGGUCCACAACAUUAAGAUAGAAGCAGAAUUAUAAUUGUAUGCCUGUGUGUGUCUCACUUUUUCUCUUUUCUGCUCUGCCUAAUGAUGUCCCUUCCUACCCCACAGGGUUGUUGUGGGGACCAAAUUGUGUGUGAAGAUGUUCUGAAAGUCAUAAAGAUCUUUAAAGUUACAGGAGUGGUUUACAGCAGUCUUGCUGAUCACAACAGUCAUCCUUUCCUGUUUUCACGGAGACACGUUAAAUCUCCAAUCAUAUUAGGACAGAAAGAGAAAUGGAAAUGCUGAGAGCCAAAUUUUCAUCUCAGGCAAACAGAAAGAUGUUAGAGAAUAAGCAAGACUUUUGUGUUAGAUGAAGGAGCAGUACAAGUGUGCCCAGAUCACAAAUCAGUGAAUUUGUCUUAGCAAAGCAAAACAGCGUUAGUCAUGAGCAAGAGAAGCAGCUAAAGCAGAGGCCAUAUCUGUUGACAGAGGGCAGAACAAAAUGUCAAACUAAUAAAACAAAAGUCUGGGCUCCAGAGGACAAAACCUGAGCCCGGAACAUUUGUUGAGAAAGUUCUGAAAAGGGUGGCAAGGAAAUGGUACUGUCACUGCUAGUGGGUGUGUCUGUGCCUGCAUGCCACGGAGAUAUGAUCAAAUCUGGUCACAAAGGAAAAGAAAAGGUAAUUAGCCAGUGAUUCUGGCAGUCUGUAGUAUUAACAGACUAGCUGCUCUGUGCAAACGUAGAGAAAAUUGGAUUUGUGCUUGUGGCUUAAUCGCCCUGUGCUGUGGAGUGUGUGUGACUCUCUUCUUGUGCCAGAAGGCACUGCUGUGGACAAUGUUGGCGCCAUACAGAAUGGCCCUGAUCCCAGAUUGCUGGCAGGCAAAUUCUAGGAAUUCAGUUCUCAAGUCAUCUCUCUUUAGAAACUAAGCAUGGAUGGUGAAGUGUGGAAUAUUAACCUCCACAUUCCCAAUUAACGAAGAUGACUGUCUUUCUCUUUAGAUAACAAUAGAUUCCGAAUGUCCUGUCCAAAGGCAUCAAUUAUCCCAGCUUUUAUUAUAUUUGAUAAAAAUUGACAAAUGGUAUGUUCUGUUGCCAUGUUAACUAGAAAGGAUAUUUUUGUCAAGCAAGCGAACCAUAUAAUCAAACACUAUGAGGCACCAUCUUAAAGAGUCUUAAUGCUUAUCAGUGGUGUGUCAGCAUGCUCUGCUCACAAUCAAGGAGAGAGAUAGGAUUUGAAUUUUCAGUAUCUUAUUCUCAAACUCAUACAAUGAUAUAAAAAUGUGUUUGAUUUAUCCUGAGAAUUCACUCAAUCUUAAAUAAACUUUGGGUUUUUCUCAAAGCAUUCAGACGGUUAAAGUUAAAACCUUCUUCUCCCAUCACUAAUUAGAAUAAUAAACAUUCAGAGGAUACUUAUUUUAUACCAGAUACUUUUGAUGCAUUUUCAUAUCUAAUACUCAGAAAGUCAUUGGGGUAGGUGCUAUUAGUAUCACUGUUUAAUGAGCUAGAAUCUAAGGUCAACUGCUAAUAAAGGAAAACAGCACAAAUUCAAACCCAUGCCUACCAGUUUCCAAGUCCUCAUGACUCUGUGAAAUGCUUCCAUAUUAGUCAAAUAUUUUAUGCAUGUAAAUGCUACAAAUAUUUAAUAUGGAGGGUUUGGAGGUGGAAAAGAGAGAGAACAUUUGUAAUUUGCAGUUCCGUUUUGCAGAAUGAGGCUUCUAAUUUAAAGACCAUCCCCCAGGAGAAAAAAAAUCUAUAGACUAGGUUAAAUUCCAGAAGUGUCUUAUUGAGUCAUCCUUGUUUAUGUUUCCACCAUCGUAACUACUGCACAUGCUGCCUGCAUUCUCUCCCUCAAGUCUAUUACUCAGACACAUCGUCUUCCUGGAAGUGCUCUCAAGACUUCCAUUACCACUAAUGAGAGUUACUUACAUGCACCCAGGGAAAAACUACCUGCUAAUAGUUACCUUUAUUUCAGUAACUGACUCAGUUUUCACAUUUUCCAGGAUCAGUGGCUGCUUUGAUGCCUCUUUGCACUUACUGUGUUUUCUUUUUCUUUCUUUUUUUUUCAAGUUCCACAGUGUACUUUUCACAAUAGCACUAGUUAUGAGCCAGAAAAACAGGCUACAUUAUACUGGAGCAGGAACGGCUUUUGGUAAAUAAGACAAAUGCUAACUACUUUUAUGACAAUUGUGUUUUGUCUAUAGCUUCCUGUGAGUCCCCAGAUAGUUAAUAAAAUCAUAAAACAUUCCUCUAACACAAUACAUGUGGUUCUUAAUAACACUACUAGUAUGUCUUGUAAAUGGAAACAGAUUGAAAUCAGCAAUGGAUAAGUAAUUAGCUUGUCCUGUUUAGUCCUUCUCCCCAGUUACUUUCAGCAGAUCCAAUUAGAAAGGAAAAGUCAAUAUAAUUCUAUCCAAGAUUUGUACCAGCAAAUUUGAAUUUUGUACAGGGGUUCAGAAAGAGAAAAGAAACCAAGAUUGCAGCUUCACAUCAUAACCUCUGGGGAACUAAGAGUCUGCUCACACCCCAUCUCUAGUUAUGAGCCACUGAACUUCUGUACAGGAACACAACAUCAUCUGUUUUGUUCACAUUAUAGGUAUAGACUUGCAACCUACUAGUUGUUCUCCUCUACCUGUCUUAUCUGGAAGUGUGACAUUGUUAGAAACCGAGUCACAAGUUCAAUUUCCUAGAACAACAGCUAGCUAGACUGCUCAGGACAAGUCCAAGGGCAUCUCUACAGCACUUGAAUUAGGCCUUAAGCUGUGUAUCCUUUACUAUUCCCUAGGGUACUGAAGUUACUCAUUUUAUUCCUCUUGUAACUUGGCACACCCUGGUUGACACUGUUCUAAGUAAAAUAUGUGAAUUCCAGAAACUUUACAGAUCAAUUUAAAGGCCUUGAAUGUGAAUUGCGAAGUGAAAUGGCUGUGUUUCCUAAUGACAUUCUGUGGGAGUCUGAAUUUUCACUUCCUUUGGAUGCUGACAAGUGUAAUGGAACACAAAUAUUCAGUUUUUUAUGCACAAUGUUUUAAUAAAACUCCAUAUGGUUUACAGCAUGA
Molecule: messenger RNA, 5357 nt
Organism: Mesocricetus auratus (golden hamster)
Lineage: Eukaryota; Metazoa; Chordata; Mammalia; Rodentia; Cricetidae
Gene: Msr1
Product: macrophage scavenger receptor 1
Exons: 9
Coding region: 20-1171 (383 amino acids)
Biological process (GO): receptor-mediated endocytosis
Cellular component (GO): membrane
Molecular function (GO): scavenger receptor activity
Source: RefSeq, a predicted model, not a curated record